UUGCAGACAAUUCUGAACCCAUCGAUGAGACGGACAAACCUCUCGACGUCAACAGUGCUGACGACCGCCACAUCAACACAGGUCUCAUCGGCGGUCAUGCCCUCGACAUCCAUCUACGAUCGCAUCAGUCCAUCGCCCUAUGCGUUGGGACAGACUGUGCUCCGGUCGCACACUCCCAUCACUCCCGGCGCCGACUUCUCUGACUCUCAGAGCGAAACUUCUGGAGAUAAAGGCAAACGAAGGAAACUGCCGUCAGUUCCCUUCGAUGAGGAGCCCAUCUCUCCUGUGAUCGCCACUAGAAAACUGAUCAAAGAUAGACUGGCCGGCCGGGCGGCCAUUUCUUCCACAUCAAUAGCAUCGAAACGCAUACCACCCCUACGCUCGUCCUCAUCACUGGACGGGACUGUUAUGGGACUGACAGCUCAGCGUCGACCGCAGUCGCCCUUCUCGUCGACGUCAGACAUAACCCAAUUCCUGACCUCAACGUACGGCCAGUCAGUGAUGAAGAGCUCAAUCGGGAACAUCCGAUCACCGGCUCGUUCGCCAAUACCUCCCGGA
Molecule: messenger RNA, 558 nt
Organism: Oppiella nova
Lineage: Eukaryota; Metazoa; Arthropoda; Arachnida; Sarcoptiformes; Oppiidae
Source: the annotation of a GenBank genome assembly